GUUGUCGAAGGUUAUCAGUUUGUGAACAAGGAAGGCGCUUCAAGUAGGGCACAGCCAGCUGUCUAGAAAUUUGUACACGCAAGAAACAACAAUAAAAACCUCCACGGAAGUUAAAGUCCGUCUGGCCGUGGUGGUGACUACAUCCAGUCACUAGUUGCUCUCCGCAUGGGAAGGUUGCCAGGCUCCUACACUCUGACCUCCGUGCAGUUACGAGACAAAUGUUGAUCACAUGGCUUACUUUGGCUACCGUUGGGCUGCAUGGUGUGGUGGUAGGAGGCAGUGCUGUCCCUAGCUACACGUGGGAUGUUAUGGUGUUCGUGCAGGGCUGGCCUCCGUCACAGUGUGUUUUCCUGGAAGAUGAGAAAAUUAAAUGUGCAAUUCCUGAUAAGGUUUCAUCGUGGGUUGCGCAUGGUCUGUGGCCCACACAAAAAGGAUCACAGGAACCUAUAAAAUGCAAUAAAACAUGGAAGUUGGAUGUAAACGAGCUGAAGACGCUGAGACCCAAACUGGACUACAGGUGGGCCAGCUUGCGGGUGGACUUUGGUGUGGAGAGGGAGAAUGAGAACCUGUGGAGACACGAAUGGAUGAAGCACGGCACGUGCGCUACCACCCUGAGUGCUCUCAAGAAUCCCUUCCACUACUUCAACGCCACCCUGAGCCUCAUGGACAGCUUCAACUUGCUUGAAAUGUUGACGGAGGAAGGGAUAAAACCUGAUCAGAAGAAAACCUAUGAUUACGAAGACAUUCGAGCAGCAGUGCAGAAACACACAGGCGUCACACCUUGCCUUGUGUGCAUCAAAGACAAAGAGGUGGAGAAGACAUACUUGCGGGAAGUGGAGAUCUGGUUAGACAAAGACUUUCAGCCUGUCAACUGCUUGGACAACGACCUGCCUGCCCCCGGGACACAUGCCCCGCACCCUCUGAUUUUUCACUCUGAGCUGCACGUGACUUACGGGGCUCUGCAGGCUCUCCACAAGAGUGCAUACAACACAUCGCACUGUCCCUCCACUGGCAUCUUCUACACCCCUGUCCACAGCAAACCUGCCUCCUGACCGACCGACCUUAACAACAGGUAUCACGGUCAGCACAACUCUUCUGUCGAGAAUUGUUUAUGAUGCUUAUCGAAACCAAAAAAAAAAAAAAAAAUCUUAUCAGUUUAAGUAUGAUUAGUGUUAACGAGAUUGCAGCAUACUACAUGAACUUUGAUAUGUUGCUAAGGUGAUCUUGCACAUUCUUUGUUUUAUUUCGCGAAAAUGGCAUGAAAACUUGUCAGACGCUGUCACCUGUAUUCACAUUCUCUUUUAUUGCACUUGAAUAUAAAGCAAAAACUGU
Molecule: messenger RNA, 1332 nt
Organism: Pomacea canaliculata
Lineage: Eukaryota; Metazoa; Mollusca; Gastropoda; Architaenioglossa; Ampullariidae
Product: ribonuclease Oy-like
Exons: 10
Coding region: 219-1052 (277 amino acids)
Biological process (GO): RNA catabolic process
Cellular component (GO): extracellular region
Molecular function (GO): RNA binding; ribonuclease T2 activity
Source: RefSeq, a predicted model, not a curated record